Molecule: messenger RNA, 675 nt
Organism: Argiope bruennichi
Lineage: Eukaryota; Metazoa; Arthropoda; Arachnida; Araneae; Araneidae
Exons: 2
Coding region: 79-498 (139 amino acids)
Source: RefSeq, a predicted model, not a curated record
GUAUUGUGCUUCAUAUUUUGUUAGAAGUUUGGGAAGGAACAUAACAGAAGUGUUAGAUUGUAUUUCAGGAAAAGCAUAAUGCCCCUCCUGCGCAAUGUCAUUUUAGUUCUCAUCGUUUCUGUGGUAUGUUUGUUCACAUUGCCAAAAUCCACAUCAGGUCAUCAUCACAAAGGUAGAAACAAUGGACUGGACACAUUGUUAACAGCUGGCGUGCUAGCCAAGGUUCUUCAGAAAAAUGAAGGUGGGCAUCACUCCCACCCGAUUUUCAUCCCCAUCCCAUAUCCAGUUCAUCAAGAGCACCAUCAUGACGAUCACCAUCACCAUCAUGGAACGCGUCACAUGCCUCAUUACCAACAACUACGCCACGCAGGCGUGCCAACCAUCGGUGGUCAUCCUCCAUUUGUUGGCUACCAACCAGUUCCGAUGAGCCAACAAAUGGAAUAUGUCCAGCAAUCACCAUUCCAAGGGACUGAUGAAGUGAAAGUCAUAAUAGUAUAAAAUAAUUGACUAUUGCCUGUUAUUUUCUAAGUCUAAAAAUAUUUUAAUAUCAAAUUAAAUAUAUUUCUAUGCUUUUGCGAAUAGAUAAUAUAUGGAGCAAUGUAUAUGAAGAAGGCUCAAAAUACUGAGCAGUUUUUCUUCUUAUAAGUCAGAUAUUAUUUAUUUUGCAAAUGUUGA